AUGACCACCCAGGCUGAAGAGCACCUUACUGCAAGGAGCAUUCUCAUCCACAUAUCAGACUUUAGAAAAUGCCCAUCUGAGGUUUUGCACCCCCUGGGCCCUGCCAGCGCUCACCCAGAUGACAUCUUCAGACUGGGCCUUGGCGGGGGCUCCAUGUCCCUCCCCUCCUCUCCUCUCUUACCAAGACAGACCUACAUGAUGCCCCUACGCCCCUGCAAGAAAUCCCCAGGUCUGCUCAGGAAGCCUAAAUAUGUGGAGAGCCCUCGAGUUCCGUCCGAUGCCAUCGUUUCAUCGCUGAGGAAAGCGGACACUUCCCACAAUGAGUUACAAGCGACCAAACAGAGCGGCCCCUCCUCACCCGCCACUCAGGAACUGAUGACAAGGCUGGGCUUUCUACUGGGAGACGGGAUCCCCGGCACGGCACGCAUACCUAUGGACGACAAGAAUGAAAAGAAGUGCUCAGUGACCAGCCAGGGGAUCAGUCCCUGCUCCACUCUGACCAGCAGCACGGCGUCCCCCUGCACCGACAGCCCGUGCUCCACCCUGAAUAGCUGCACGGGCAGACCCCCCCUCAGCCGCUCCAGCCCCUGUGGCACCAUCACCAGCCCCAGCUCCACACUCGAGAGCAAAGACAGUGGGAUCAUAGCCACCAUCACCAGCUCCUCGGAAAACGAUGACCGCAGCGGCUCCAGCCUGGAGUGGAGUAAAGAUGGGAGCCUGAGGGGGAGCGUCCGCAAUGGUCUGGGACAGAGCUGCUCCCCUGUGGCGGAGGAGGACUCCAGCAGCAGCACACCUCAUGACACGCCCUCCAGAGCGCAGCCCGCCACAUCCACCACGGGGGCGGGACCACCGCACCCACCGACGAAUCACUCGCCUGAGGGCCCUGUAGCUUUCCCCGUGCACACUUCCUCCCUCAUAAUGCCAAGGCCCAAUUCCGUCGCAGCCACCAGUUCCACAAAGUUGGAGGACCUGAGCUUCCUGGAUGAGCAGCGGAACACCCCCCUCCGCACGUCCAUCCGCCUCCCCUGGCACAACACCGGAGGGAGGCCGCCUCAGGACUCAAAAGGUCGAUUCGCUCCAUACAAACCCUCAGAUAUCAUGCUCAAGCCCCUGUUAUUUGAGGUGCCCAGUAUCACCACAGAUUCCGUGUUUGUGGGAAGGGACUGGCUGUUUCAGGGGCUGGAGGAUGUUCUAAAAUCGGGUGAAUCAGAAGAGGCCCACGGAGCUGUAAUAGUUGGAAGUGUGGGCUAUGGGAAAACGGCCAUCAUCUCCAGGCUCGUAGCUCUGAGCUGCCACGGCGGACGCAUGAGACAAAUUGCAUCCAACAGUCCUAGUGCCUCACCUAAAGGUGGCCCCGGACAAAGCACAGAACUUCCCCUAAGCCAGCCCCCACAGCCCACCCCACCCUCCAGCGCGUCUAACACCCUAAGGACCAACAGCUGCCCAGGGACGCCAGAGAUCCAGAGGCGACGGGAGGAGGCCGUCCGACGCCUGGCUGCUAAGGUUGUGGCGUAUCACUACUGCCAGGCGGACAACACAUACACGUGCCUGGUGCCCGAGUUUGUGCACAGCGUGGCGGCCCUUCUCUGCCGCUCUCACCAGCUCACGGCCUAUAGAGAGCUCUUAUUGAAGGAGCCCCAUCUACAGAGCAUGCUCAGUCUCCGCUCCUGUGUCCAAGACCCACUGGCCGCCUUCCGGAGGGGUGUCCUGGAGCCACUCAUCAGUCUGAGAAUGGGUGAGACAUGCAUUUAUACGAGUGUUACUACUUGA
This is a messenger RNA of Knipowitschia caucasica, 1770 nucleotides long. The record is from the annotation of a GenBank genome assembly. NCBI's taxonomy places the organism in Eukaryota, Metazoa, Chordata, Actinopteri, Gobiiformes, Gobiidae.